AGCUUAGCGGAGUUCCCGGAUGAGCAAUGGCGAAUGAGUUCGGCAGUGGAUAACGCGCGUCUGUGUUUAGAUAUUCAAGCGUUUCAUGUAUGGUUUAUCAAUGUUUUCAACUUAUUUUCUGUAAUUAACUCGAUGAAAUAACCUGGCAUUGAUGGUGAUGCAUGCUAGGAAACUUCCUCGGCUGAAUGAUGGCUACAGUGCAAAGUCCGGGUACGAUGAGAUGCUGGUGCACACCUCUCCCAACGGCAAGCCGAGCUACACACGCAGCGUCAGCCCGGACUCGCGCUCCCAGAGUCCGCGCUACGCGAGCAGCAAGUCUUCGUACCACCGCGACGGCCGACUCAAAGACUACCGGGACCACCGCGACUACCGAGAUAGAGACAGGCACAGAGCUUCUGAGAGCAGUCCUCGAGACCGGGACCGGGACCGUGAUCGAGACCGGGACCGGGACCGGGACCGCUACAGAGACCGCGAGAGGGACCGGGACCGAGAGCGAGACAGGGACCGAGACUCGAGUCGCUCGUACGAGCGGUCAGACAGGGACAGAUCAGAGGUGCGCAGGGACGACCGGCCGUCGCGCGUCGGGUCCUGGACGGAACACGUCUCUUCGUCGGGCAAAAAGUACUACUACAACUCGACGACGGAGGUGUCCCAGUGGGACAAGCCGCGCGAGUGGCUGGAGGCGGAGCGGCGCGAGCUUCGCGACUCGGAGCCGGGCCCGCACCAGCGGCCGGCGCCGGGCGCGGCCACCCCGGCGGCGGCCGGAUCGGCCGGCGCCGCGGCGGCCGCCUCGGCAGCAGCAGCGGACACAAAGUCAGGCUAUGACCGAGUGUCGGUGGGCGCCGGCGCUCGGCGCGACUCUGGCAGCGAGAGCCGCGAGGUGGGCACGCCGCGGGACAGCGGCAGCCGCGCGCAUCGCGACAGGGCCGAGCAGCGAGCCGACCGGCUGCGGCGGCGCUCCGACGAGCCGCGCACCAAUGGACAGACACAGAGACACCGCCGCGCUGGGAGGAGUCGCCGGUGCCGCUGGCAGCGCCGCCGGCGCGCCGCCAGACCCCAGGACAUGGAGAUCUCUUCAGGCGACAGCACGCCCACGGAGGAGGCGGCGUGCGGCGGCGGCGGUCUGUCGGAGGCCGCCGCGCCUCGGCUGGCCAGCCUGACGGCCGUCAGCCUGUCAGCGGCGCUGCCGCGUCUCCUGGAGGCGGCACCGGGCGGCGAGACGCCGCCGGCGGAGGACCGCGGCCCGCCCACACCGACACUCUCCGAGCCCGUGGACACGCCCGACCGGCGAGCCGACCUGGCGAGUCCGUGCAGCAGCAUCAGCAGCCUGCAGCAGUCGAGUCUGGCGGCGCUGCGGCCGGCCGUGGCGCCGCAGCUCACACCGGCCCAUUUCCAAUACUACAGCGAGAACCUGAUCCAGCACGUGGUCCAGUGGCCGGCCACGCUGAUGGAGAAACAGGCCAACCGAACCAGCGCCGAGGCGUGCCACGUGGCCAGCCUGCUGAUGACCAAGGCGGCCACCGACCUCAAGAUGGCCCGCUCUUUAGUGAGACUGGCAGAGAUUCAGGCCACGCUACAGGAACAAAGGAUCCUCUUCCUGCGACAGCAGAUCCACGAGCUGGACGAGCUCAAGUCUCAGAACUCGUUCAUGUCCGACACCUAGCGGCGGCGGCGGUCACAUUGCGCGCCACCCAACCUUGUGAUAGCCGCCGCCACACAUUCCACGACCGGCAGGCCGAGCGGGCGGCCGCCGCCGGGCGCCGCGCCGCCUCCCCACCCUCUCAGGGGCCACCAUCCGCGCCGGCCGGCCUUUUAGCUUUUAUCUGGUCCUCGACGCUGUGUCUUAGUUCACUUCACGCUGGCGUCCCCGACUGUUGAGUGUCGCGCGGCCCGCGGAGCCGCCGGCGCCGGUGGCGGCGCCACUGCCCCGGGCGAGCGGACCGGCCGGCGGCCGUGCGCGGCGCGCGCGCGCUAUUUAUUCAGGGGGCGCUGGGCGCGCGCGCGCGAGCGGGCGGUCCGCCGGCGCGGCCGGUGUCCUCUCUGUAAUGUUUGUACAGCCGUGGGUGUCGCGCCGCGCCGGGCACAGACUGUGUGCGUGUGUGUGUAUUGUACGGCAUGGUUGCGGUCAAUUCCACGGAGAAACUGAAUGAAUAAAACGAUAUGUGAAA
Amphibalanus amphitrite is the source of this 2168-nucleotide messenger RNA. Its product is annotated as WW domain-containing adapter protein with coiled-coil homolog. The coding region runs from base 152 to 1663 and encodes 503 amino acids. Gene Ontology annotation, molecular function: RNA polymerase II complex binding; chromatin binding. The record is from RefSeq and is a predicted model, not a curated record. Gene Ontology annotation, cellular component: nucleus. Gene Ontology annotation, biological process: positive regulation of TORC1 signaling; regulation of autophagy. The transcript is spliced from 10 exons. Lineage: Eukaryota; Metazoa; Arthropoda; Thecostraca; Balanomorpha; Balanidae.